Messenger RNA from Athene cunicularia (burrowing owl), 2714 nucleotides. Its product is annotated as E3 ubiquitin-protein ligase RNF213-like. Gene Ontology annotation, molecular function: ubiquitin-protein transferase activity; ATP hydrolysis activity. The transcript has 20 exons. The record is from RefSeq and is a predicted model, not a curated record. The annotation marks the transcript as partial. NCBI's taxonomy places the organism in Eukaryota, Metazoa, Chordata, Aves, Strigiformes, Strigidae.
AUGGUGGAUUUUAUGUAUCCUUCUUCUGAAGAAGACGUCAGCCAGCUCGCAGAAAGCUGCCUCUCCACCGCAGACCUGUCUGCUUCCUGUGAGCCCCAGGCCUCAAAAAUUGACACCCUCCAGUUCAUCGCCCGGCUCCGGAUCUCCAUCAGCCAUGUGGCCACCGUGCUUGGCACACAGAUGCUUUCUGCUGCAGAUCCCAACGCACCCACUGCCGAGGAGAACGAGAAGGAGCGAGACCUGGUGAACGCCAUGAAGAAGCUGGUGGCGACGGCUCCGACUCCGUGGCCUCAGGUGUUCCUCAUCAGAAAUCUCUGUGACACCUACGGGCUCACCUCAACGUGGAAGAUGCUCCAGGUGGAGAAGUGGAUCUUACCCCAAGGGCUAGAAAUUUUGCAGGAUAGAAACACCUGGUGGAGCACAACAGACAUGUUUUUGAUGCUGGACAAAGCACAGAACCAGCUAAAAAGCAAAGAUUCCACAGUAAACCAGAGCUUGACUUCCGUCGUGAGGCAAAUGGAGAACAUCCUCCAGUUGCCGCCCAUCCCGGAUGAGCUGCUGAAAGACAAACUGAGGAAGAUCAUGGAGGCUUUGGGUGACGGUGAAGACCCAGGCCUGCUGGAGGUGGUCUUCCACACCGCGCUCACUCUGGCCUUGUUCCCAAGCCGCAUCACUCACCUCUUCAAGAACAUCUGCUUCAAGCCAGCCACGGUGAAGGGCUCCUACCUUCCCACCAUGCCUGGAGACCUACUUUUCAAUGAGAAGAACUGGAAAAUUGGGCAGAGGGAUACAAUUUAUACUUGUCAGUGUGGCUCCUGCUGGGUUGUCACCGAGUGUGGGCUUCCCACGGAGGUGAGGAAAUGCCAGUGUGGCGCUGCCGUUGGCGGAACUGACCACAAACCUGUGGGGGGCUUCAUGAGUGAGAAUACCACUGAGAACAAAAUGGAGAAGGGCUACAUCCUGGGGAGCCCUCUCUCACGGAGGAACGAGCUGGAGAGGUGCCUGUCGCCUGCCUGUGUGGGUCUUGCGAGGACUCUGCUCCAUUCGUCCCUUCUGCUGGGGCUCUACUCUGACAAAAAGGCAGUUCUAGACCUGAUGAAAGAACAAGUGGAGGAUGUGGAACAGUUCUUCUGGGGCCACCUUCAGAAAGACGUGGCAUGCCUGGCAGAAGUGCUCAGCAGGAACACGGAGGAUACCGUGUUGACUGUCCAUCUAUUUCUACAGGACCUGAGCAACAACAACCCAACAGAUGAAGGUGUAGCCUUGAGUAUCCUGCCUAAGAAAAAGGACCGAGAAGAGUGGGAAACCUCUUUCAAAGCCUUGGCUCAGCCCUUCUUCCAGAAAUUGGAGCAGAGGCUUAAUUCUGUCAAGGAACAGAGGAUGAAUGAAGGUCCCCACGGCUCCAACCUCCUCUUGAAAAUAGCUUAUGGGCAGACACCGCCUUUGGAAAACCUGCCAAGGGAGGGCUUGAUCAACCAGCCUUUCAUGUGGAAGUUUGAGCAGAAAACGACCAUCCAGUCCUUGAUGCAUUUCCUACAGCAGGAGGAUGGAGAAGGCUCUGGAUGCUCAUACCCCAUCCUGCUGGAGCUCCUGUCCAAGAUUGAGAACAUCCAACACAUCCGAUACCUGCCCAACAUUUUCCGUCUGCAGAAUGCCCUGAUCCACUUCUUCCAAAACAGCCAUAAAGGGGAAAAUUACACAGUCAAGCAAUUCCUGGAUCAGCCGGAACUUUCAGAUGACCAGCGUUUGACUUUCAGCAGAGCUAUCGAGACGAUCUGGAAAGUUUGGAGAAAUAUUAAGAUGAACCCAUCCAGCUCGGGCAUCCCCUUCCUGCCAAACCUUUCACCAGACAACAUCAACACCAACACUGCUGUCCUGCACCUCCUCCCCACCCAAUCCUCCAUCAGCCACCUGGUGACCGUGUUCCUCAUCCAGCUGCAAAACACCUGCAUCAACACGGCCGCGGGGGUCACCAGGGAGAAGCAAUGGUCCAUCUCUGUGGAAGAGGUGAAGCCUUCCUCCGUGCUGGCCAUAACCAAGAGCGAUCUGGUGACCAUGGCGCUUGCCAACUUGCAGUAUGAGGUAGACGAAGAUGGCCUCAAGACGACCUACUUCGACUUCCAGAUGCUGCAGCGGCAGGUGGUUCAUCGCUUCAUCAGCGGGAAGCCCAUCAUCAAGGCUCAGACGGCUCCAUCCAUUGUCCUCAAAAAUGUAAGGACCCUCCAGGCCACCAAGAUGGAAGUCAUGUACCAAGUGCCCCAGGAGCUGCUCAGUGUCAACCAGCAGAAGCGCAUCAUGGAAGAGGCCCGCUCGGUCAACGCCCUCUCCAAGGCCUUGGACACCUUGAAGGUGGCUGCUGAGUUCCUGGCCGUGACAGGCGGUGACCCGGAUCGCUCGUUGUUUGAGUAUGUCCAGCAAGACUUGAGGAUGGACGCUGGUGCCAAGCAGUUCCUGGACCUGCCGGUGGUGCCCAACACCCAACUGAAGCACAUCCUGUCACUGUGGCAGGUCCUGGCAGCUCGCAGGUCCAUGCUGUUGGUCCAGAUGAACCAGGAUCCCUUCUGCCUGGUGCCCAAGGAGUUCCAGGGGAAGCUGGAUGUAGGGCAAGCAAAGGACCUGGCCUCUGCAUUGUCCAACACCAACCUCAACCUCUUCCUCAUCGAGCUGCAUGAGAUGAUCACAGUGGUGUUGUCCAAAUUUCAGCCCGAAUAUGA